This is a messenger RNA of Harpegnathos saltator (Jerdon's jumping ant), 1402 nucleotides long. RefSeq names its product odorant receptor 43a-like. Bases 1 to 1200 code for a protein of 399 amino acids. Lineage: Eukaryota; Metazoa; Arthropoda; Insecta; Hymenoptera; Formicidae. Gene Ontology annotation, molecular function: odorant binding; olfactory receptor activity. The transcript has 7 exons. The record is from RefSeq and is a predicted model, not a curated record. Gene Ontology annotation, cellular component: plasma membrane. Gene Ontology annotation, biological process: sensory perception of smell; detection of chemical stimulus involved in sensory perception of smell.
AUGGUGCUUCUCUUCCAGCUUCUAAUCACAGAUUUCGAAUGGGCACUCAGUGUAAAUCGGUUCAUAUUAAGAAUCGCUGGCUUAUGGCCGCCAGACAACUACGACACUCGUGAGGCACUAAAGUCGAAAAUAUGGCUGCUAUACAACUUUUUGACAAUUCUUUUCAUACUUACAAUACCAAUGUUAAUAUCGUUGAUAAGGGUAUGGGGGGAUAUGAUUUUAAUGAUAGAAAAUAUGCAAUACAGUUUGCCGUGUAUAGGUACAAUAUUCAAAAUCUGCAUUAUUUGGUACAAACAAGCAGAUUUACUACCUCUAAUUAACAUGAUCGAGAGAGACUGGAUGAAACCAAAGAUGAAAGAGGAGCGAGAUGUUAUGCUGAAUCGUGCAAGGAUUGUACGCGUAAUUGCCAUUUGCGGAAUCUCCGGGGCACUUUGUGGAAUAAUAAUUACUUUCAGUUUUCCAUAUCUCGGUUUGAGACUCAGGCAAGUGACGAACCUAACCGAUUCUGGAAAACCGUUGCCCGUACCAUCAUAUUUCUUGCACGAUGUUUCCAAAAGUCCGCAGUACGAAUUAACACUACUGAUGCAAAGUAUCACGGCUGUCGCAUGUGGUUGUUCCUAUACUGCGGUCGACCACUUUCUCGGACUAUUGAUUUUGCACAUAUGCGGCCAACUGGAAAAUCUACAUUUGCGACUGUCACGUAUGAAAAAGUAUCCGAAUUUCAAUGCGGCUCUUGAAUACAAUGUCCAGGAUCACAUCCGUAUAAUCAGGUCCGUCGACAUCAUCGACCGUACGUUUAAUUCAAUGUUACUUGUUCUGGUGCUCUACUUCGGCGUAUUAUUCUGCUUCCAAGCGUUUCUCAUAGUUGAAGUUGUGAAUCGAAAGGGCCAAUUAUCCUUGACCCAAAUGAUUUGGUUCGUCGCAGAUACCGUAUAUAUUUUGAUGCACAUGUGUCUUUAUUGUGUUGUCGGCGAAAUACUCAUCAUGCAAUCUGAGAAAAUAUAUCAAGUCGCGUACGAAUAUCCGUGGUAUAACAAAGAACCAAAAGUAGCAAAAAGCUUAAUGCUGAUCAUGCUGCGCGCCAGUAAACCACUUUAUAUCACAGCCGGGAGGACAUUUCCCAUGACGAUGACAACGUUUUGCAACUUGUUGAAAACUUCGGCGGGUUAUGUAUCGGUGCUACUCGCCAAUCAUGGUUAAUGGCCAUAUUUGAAUUUCCAGCUUAGAUUUUUUUUGUAAUAAUACAUUGUACAGCUGGUAAUUAAACUAGUUACAUGUAGUCAGUAAACAUAAUGGACAAUGUAUAAAGUGCCUUACAAACUAUUCUCUGUACAACUUCUAACGAUAGCGACAGAAUGUUGCGUGAUAUUAAUAGAAUGAAAUAGAGAAAGAGAGAGAGAGA